UGUGUGUGUGUGUGUGUGUGUGUGUGUGUGUGUGUGUGUGUGUGUGUGUGUGUGUGUGUGUGUGUGUGAGACAGGAGUUACUGUUAGUUUCUGUAAUGCCACACUGUAUGUAGGAGCUGAACCCACAGAGAAAUUCUGUGCUUGUGUUGUGUUGUUGUGUUGUUGUGUUGUUGUGUUGUUGUGUACAUUACAUGCGUUUGUGUUUGUGUAAAAUGUCAGCGCUGAACGCUUCUGCAGGGACGGCUGUGUUCAUCUUGUCUCUUUUAUCCGUGCCUUUGUCCUACAGCUUUAAUCACCUCAUCACCACACAAAGCACUGAGACUGUCCUUAUUGCUGCUGCAUCAGUUCUUGUCCUUUUCUCCCAUAUAACACAAGUCCUACUGAACACUAAAGCUCCCACUGAUCCCGUCUUCUACGUGUAUGCUCUGUAUGCAUUACUGAGUGUAGUGAACCUAAUAAUAGGCCUCGAGCAGGAUGGCAUCAUCGACGGGUUUAUGACCUUUUACCUGAAACAGGCGAAUCCUCACAUUAACACGGCUCACGGUCACAUGAUCUCCUACUGGGAUGGAUGUGCUCACUAUCUGAUGUACCUGCUGAUAGUGACUGCAAUAACAUGGGGAGAAAGUUACAGAGCGAUCGGUCUGUACUGGGUCGGAUCUUUCCUGAUGCAAAUCCUUGUUUACAUUCCAGGCAGUGUGGUGGGUAAAUAUGGAACUCGGCUGAAUGCUCUAUUUAUGCUCCAACUGCUCUUUGUGUGUGUCUCCAUGUGGGCCUGUUUUAGAGUGUUUAACCAGCCUGCAACCCGAGACCAACCAGUAACAAAUGUUCGGUGUGAACAGAAGAAGUCCCUGUUACAAAGACCUGUGGAUUUGUUCUUCAUGCUCAGCCUCAUCACUGCUACAACCUUCUCUGUUCUCAGAGGCCUGGUGGUUCUGGACUGUCCUGCUGAUUGGUGUCGUGAAUAUGUGCUACAUUAUGAACCAUACCUUAAAGACCCCUCAGCAUAUCCAACUGUACAGAUGUUAGUGAACAUGCUCUAUUCCACUCCAUGUGUAAUAAUGAUGAUGUAUGGUCUGUGUGUUCCGGGUUGUGAUUGGCUGCCAGAUCUGAGUCUGGUGCACGCAGGGGCCAUGGCACAGGCUCAGUUCUGUCACAUUGGAGCAUCACUACACACUCGGACUCCCUUCAUGUUCCGUGUUUCAAGCGAGCAACUGCUCUUUUUUUUCACCUUCAACCUGUUCUACGCUUUAGUACCUCAGGCGCUUAGUUACCGCUGCAUCAGCCAUCCUGCCUUCUUCAUCAGCAAAACCCAACAAAGCCGGACUGACUGACCCUCCCUACAGAGUCCCCUCAGUACUGACCCUCCCUACAGAGUCCCCUCAGUACUGACCUCCCAUACAGAGUCCCCUCAGUACUGACCCUCCCUACAGUGUCCCCUCAGUACUGACCCUCCCAUACAGUGUCCCCUCAGUA
Messenger RNA from Tachysurus fulvidraco (yellow catfish), 1473 nucleotides. Its product is annotated as transmembrane 6 superfamily member 1. The coding region runs from base 192 to 1331 and encodes 379 amino acids. The transcript has 10 exons. NCBI's taxonomy places the organism in Eukaryota, Metazoa, Chordata, Actinopteri, Siluriformes, Bagridae. The record is from RefSeq and is a predicted model, not a curated record. Gene Ontology annotation, cellular component: lysosomal membrane.